Hordeum vulgare subsp. vulgare (domesticated barley) is the source of this 1119-nucleotide messenger RNA. RefSeq names its product BURP domain-containing protein 13-like. The record is from RefSeq and is a predicted model, not a curated record. The transcript is spliced from 3 exons. NCBI's taxonomy places the organism in Eukaryota, Viridiplantae, Streptophyta, Magnoliopsida, Poales, Poaceae. Gene Ontology annotation, biological process: pollen development. Bases 121 to 1113 code for a protein of 330 amino acids.
UAAGGUUCUACUAUAAGUAUCAGCAUACCCUGGCCGGUUUAGUCCAAACAUCUAGGGCUGGUCUGAGUCAUCAGAAUAUCUCGGCUGCUUUCCCCUUCUCGGAAAUCUCGGCUGCUCUCCAUGGCGCGACGCCUCCAUUCUGCAAUAAUCGCCACCUUGGUUCUGUUAGCGGUUGGACAGUGUAGCAAUGCAGUCCUGACGGAGGCUGAAGUGUUCUGGCGCACCGUCCUGCCCGAUUCUCCGAUCCCGGAUCCCAUCCUCAAGCUCAUCCAUCCUGAGACCAGCCUUGUAAACAAGACACCAAAGGAUGAUACGGUUGCUGAAGCAUACUCCCUGACAUGGUUAAUGUGGGGGCUUCGCUCUCCCUCUGGACCGACCAAGCACUCGUCUCCCAGGCCAUCUCAUCACCGUGACCACAGCACAGACGAGUAUCUGGCCCAAGGGCUCUUCUUCCAUGAGGAGGCAGUUCAAGUAGGCAAGACUAUCACCUUCUACUUCCCUUUGGCAGCCAGUGCACUGCUAGGGCUAUUGCCGCGUCAUCAGGCGGACUCGAUUCCAUUCUCGACGUCCUCGCUACCGAGCGCCCUCGCGCGGCUUGGUAUCGCUAAUAGCUCCGUGCAGGCAGCCAACAUGGAGGAGACGCUAUACAUGUGUGACCUGCCACCAAAAGCAGGUGAGGCAAAAUUCUGCGCGACGUCCCUGGAAGCCCUGGUCGAGGGAACCAUGGAGGCGCUUGGCACCCGCAACAUCCGGCCCAUGACCUCCGACCUGCCCCGCUCAGGGGCACCUAAGCAACCAUACACCGUCCGUGGUGUACACCCGGUGGACGGAUCCACCUUCGUGUCAUGCCACGACCAUAACUAUCCCUACACCGUCUACAUGUGCCAUAACACUCCAUCGACGAGGGCGUACAUGGUGGAGAUGGAGGGCGCCCAUAGUGGCCUUGUCGUCACCGUUGCCGCUAUUUGUCACACCGACACCUCCCACUGGGACGCCGAGCAUUUCUCCUUCAAGGUCCUCGGCACCAAGCCUGGCGACGGACCAGUCUGCCACUAUCUGCCAUAUGGGCACAACGUGUGGGUCAACAAGGAGGCAAAUCGCUCGUCGUCCUAAGAAACC